Trematosphaeria pertusa is the source of this 1051-nucleotide messenger RNA. RefSeq lists its product as uncharacterized. Bases 228 to 809 code for a protein of 193 amino acids. The transcript has 2 exons. The record is from RefSeq and is a predicted model, not a curated record. NCBI's taxonomy places the organism in Eukaryota, Fungi, Ascomycota, Dothideomycetes, Pleosporales, Trematosphaeriaceae.
GUUGUUGCAAGCACAGCGGUGAUUGGAGGAGGGCGCGAAUGCGGGAUCAUUUGUCAGAGGAGAUUGUUCAGCAUGCGCAACAAAGAAUGCGGCCUGGUCCAAUCAGCGGCGACGCACAAGUGCAGCGCGGAGAUGGCAGUUAGUAAUCUCGACACGGCCCUGGUAAUCAAGGGCAAGGCGUGCUCGAGGCAGCGAUUUGUGGACGAUGGGUUUGUGAUCAGUUGGGCAUGACGUUUCCCCACGUUUGGCGGCCGAAAGCGUGUGACGGGGGCCUGGACUGGACCGCUGGUGUUCGCCCGGAGGAGCGCAGGACGCCGAGAGACGUUCGCUUCCCACGGCCUGCGACUGCUGGUUUCGUCCGAGAGUGGCAGAGGAGUGCCCAGGUGGAUGACUCUCCCAAAAAGCGUGCGGCUCCAUGGAUUGGUCCGUCGCAAGCACCGCACCCAAAUGGCACCGCCAGCCAUUAUUCCGCAGCGCAGGCGAGGCCGAUGGUGGAGACGCGUCCCAGCCAGCCUUGCAGAGCCGCUGGGGAGCGCGAUCACGUCGCGAUGAAACGCCAGAUAUGGCUAGGUACGCGAGCGCAGGGCCUUUUGGAGGGCGGUGACAGAAGCCACAUCAGCUGGCGCGCUGAUUCGCAGCACGCGGAGGCUGAGGCCAGGCAGCGUACGCCAGCACAUCGCGGUGAGGCAGCAAUCUGGCCGCGACGAGGCUGCUCAAUCUCGCACUCGCUUCUCUCAUGCCACCUGGGCGAGAAAGUGCGAGGCCACGCACUGCAGAACGAGAACGAGCAGCGCGGCCGGCCAGCGUAAAGCCCGAAGCGGAAGACGCUCGUCGGCCGAUGAUUAAUGGUGCGUGCCGCGGACGGAGCUAAACGGAUGGCACCACCCCUGCCCGCCCGCAUCCCUGUCCGUCACUCAGUCAAAGACGCCGAAAAGCUUGGAGCGGUCUGCGGUGAGUCGGAAUUAUGGACAAGCCCGAGCCUCCCGUUGCAUGGUCAUCCUCAGCGUCAGAGAAACAUAAGAAAGACAGGCCCGCGCCGCUUGCACUCCUC